AUGACAGAUCUAAUGGUUUCGAGCAAGAGACCGCGAAUCCCAAGCUUCAAUGAUAAGCAUCUUGAGUUCUCGGAGAACGACGCCGCCGGCACCGAUUGGUUCCCGGACCAAAACUUUCUUGAGAUGUGUCGUUUCUGCAGAAAGAACCUACGUCACGACGAGGACCUUUUCAUGUACGGCCACUUUGGGGCAUUCUGUUCAAAAGGAUGCCGAGCGAAACAGAUUGCAUGCGACAUCUUUAUGGAAUCAUCGCGACAGAUUGCAAUUAAGGCCAAGAAGGGAAGAACCUGCGCUGGAAAUAAUGGAAUCAAACCAAAAGAGUCCAAAGACAAAGCAUUAGGAGGAAACCAAGACAAGAUCCAAUCACCUCAGUUUUAUAUCUGA
Molecule: messenger RNA, 384 nt
Organism: Thlaspi arvense
Lineage: Eukaryota; Viridiplantae; Streptophyta; Magnoliopsida; Brassicales; Brassicaceae
Source: the annotation of a GenBank genome assembly